Molecule: messenger RNA, 900 nt
Organism: Sordaria macrospora k-hell
Lineage: Eukaryota; Fungi; Ascomycota; Sordariomycetes; Sordariales; Sordariaceae
Cellular component (GO): intracellular anatomical structure
Molecular function (GO): oxidoreductase activity, acting on NAD(P)H, oxygen as acceptor
Source: RefSeq, a predicted model, not a curated record
AUGGCAACCCGCGCCCUCCCCCGCGCCCUCCGGGCCAGCAACUUUCUUCCCACAGCCCGCCGCCCAAGCCAGAGAGCUUUUCACCUCAGCGCAACCCACUUCCAGAAGAACAAAAGCAACAGUUCCUCUGCCUCUCCUCCAGGAGCAGGCGCCUUCGCCCGCACCGACGACUCCAUAACCGUCGAAUUCCCCGAUGACUCCUCGCAGCUUCCCUCUUCGCAACCAGUGGACAGCGGCACCGGUCGAGCUGGGCAGAAUGUUUUCCCAACGCUGGCGACGUUCAGCUUACAGGGGAAGGUGGCUGUUGUUACCGGCGGAGCGAGAGGGUUGGGACUGGUGAUGGGGCAGGGGAUUGUGGUUAGUGGUGGGGAUUUGGCUAUUGUUGAUUUGAAUAAAGAAGAAGCAACCAAACAAGCCCAGAACAUCGUCGAGACUUUCAAGAAGGACUAUCCUUCCGCCAAGAAAAUCCCCAAAGUAACAGCCCACCACUGCGACGUAUCCGACCCCUCCUCCGUCGACGCCUGCAUCGCCUCCAUCCUCUCUCAGCACAACAAAAUCGACAACCUCGUAACCUCCGCCGGUUUCACCGAGAACUUCGAAGCGACCGCCUACCCAAUCGACCGCGUGCGCAAGCUCUGGGGCGUCAACGUCGACGGCACCUACCUCUUCGCAACAGCCGUAGCCCGGCACCUGAUGUCACGCGACUCGCCAGGCUCAAUGGUCUUCAUCGGCUCCAUGAGUGGCAGCAUCGUCAAUGUCCCGCAGCCGCAGACGCCGUAUAACGCUUCGAAAGCCGCGGUGAGGCAUCUGGCUGCUAGCUUGGCGGUAGAGUGGGCGAAGGCGGGGAUUAGGGUUCCCUGGGUAUAUGCUUACGGCGCUGACGAAGAAGAUUCUGGAUGA